AACAGCGGUGCAACCCGAUUUUCACUUGUAUUUAAUCGUCCUCGUCGUGCCGAAAAGGACACAGCACGUAUGUUGACCAUGUGAGAAGAUGCUUCUUGUCCUGCGAGCAAUGCAGAGAUGAGCCCGCGUCUGGUCUGGCAUUUACCAUGAAAUGAUCCUGUCCAGCAGAUUAUGUAAGAGAUGAUUCUGAUUCAGUACAAUGGUUGUGUUAAAUGAAGGCGUGAUUGGUCGUCAUGGAUCGUCAUGUUUUAUUCACGAUGACUGGUAUGUUGAGGUUUAAACUGUAUUUCAAGGCGAACUUUAUCAAAAUGGAAUCGCUUUUCCGCUGACUGAGAGGAAAGGAAAGUAUAGUCUAAAAUGAGGGUGUUCGUUUUAUACAACGACGAGCGGACUGUAUUAGAUAUCCCGCAAGGGAAAACAAUAUCCGAGGUCAAGAAAAUCGUCGAAGACAAUGUUUACCUGGAUUCGUCGUACUACACGGACGACUCACAGUCUCUGGUGCUUUCCUACGCAGGAGGCGUGUUGGAAGAUGACUGGAUCUUCACAGAUAUUGUCCUCAAUCCUGGCGCCACAAUCCGCGCUGUGAUCACGGAGACAAUUUUCCCAGCAUUGAAAGUAUGGUGCUCAUACAAUGGGAAAACAGUAGAAAUAUUCACCGAGGAAAAUUUAGUAACUUCCCCUGUUUCUGUGUCUAGGGCGUUAAUAGCUCGUCGAACCGGUAUUCCCGUCGGCGCGUUUUUUCUUGAAACAUUAAAAGGCAAAGAACUUUUUGACAAUUGCGAAUUAGGUGUUUACGGUCUGAAGCGCGGUGAGCAAGUGAACAUGAAAUCCUGGGACGGUUGGGACAAAUUUCUGAGGUACGCAACACUGGGGUACAACGCCGGUGUCAUAGAUGAACUAGCCUCGGACGAGGCUGUAGCAAGGUUUCAGAUGAAAUGCGCCAUGUAUAUUGCCGCCCACUUCGGCCACGACGAGCUGGCGGAGUACCUGUUGCAACAAGGGGUGAAGGCGCACGAGUGGAUAGGAGAUCACCCCUACAGAAAGUGGUGCAAAGAUGAAGAGCAUAUUGACUGUAGAAGAACGCCCGUUCAUGAGGCAGCAGAAUUCGGGCAACUUUCCGUACUUCGGAGGUUCGUUCUCGAUAACGUGUUCGCCGUGACGGCACGUGACGGUAACGGUACGUUACCCCUUAGUCUGUCCCUACGCAACAAGCAAAAGAAAUGCGCCGGGUAUCUCCUAGCAAAAUCGUGGAGUCGAAUUGAGUUUGAUACAAAAACAAUUCCCAUUUCCCUCUGCGCAAAGAUGAAAUUCUGGGCUGAACGAGCCAAGGAAAUGGUAUGGUGGAAAAUGGGCUUUGAAAAGUCGUCCCUGAAGAAGAAGCCGUUCAUAGACAUGGGGGUCCUAGUCGGUAUGCAGGGUGUCAACGUUGAUGGUUUCCCUAAGAGAGACACUCUCAUCAAAAAGGAAAUGCCCGGCUGGCUGAAGAGCGCAGUCCCCAAAGGCCCAGACCCUGAACCAUAUUUUCACAAAAUAACUAGCGAGAUGCUGAUACAGAGGAUGAACAGGACGAGCAGGCUGUCAAAAAACGAAUCCACAGAUAGUUUGCAGCCCAGGGCGUCACUCAGGUCCCCUCGUGCACGGAGCGGGGACAGCACAACCCGUGUCCGUCUUCCUGCCAUCCACGAAUCAUCAAAAUACAACACAACGCAUCAAAACAACUCCUCUAUGCCGCGAAAAGAAGUGGAGUUCUCAGACAAUCUAGCCAGAACUCAAAGUAAAGACAGUAAGGCAACUUUCAUACAGACUGGUUUUAAUAGAUCGAAAGACAAUGUGUUUGAUGACUCAAAAUCAGAACCAGCCCUAAGCCGCCCGUCUUCUAAAAAACGAAAAAAGAAAGCUGCAACCAUAGACGCGCCGAUCCCUUUGCCACAGAUAAGCAAAGAGAACAAAAUGAGACCGUAUUUCCACCCAAGAUCAAAAUCUGAGGAUCCUAUGACGACUUUGAAAUUGUACGAAAAAUAUCGAGGCAUGAAAGCCCGGGACUAUGCCAUCAAAUGUUUAGCCAUAUCAAAUACGUUCAAGGAAAAACCGUGGCUAAAACAGGUCCGCAUGGCCAUGACGUUCGCAGAAUAUGGCGUAAAACGCGCGGCCUUGGAUCCAAUAAAACAAAGGAAAAUGCACGGACGGUGAAAAACUUACUGUUACACUGAAUUUGAUGUUAGAGUGUAACAUUGAAUUAAUUAUCAUAUCAAAAUACCUUAGAUUUAUACUUUUAGUGCAUUUACAUCUAUCAUAUUUAGUAACGUGAUAGGAUCACUCUAUUCACAUUAAAUUGAUGUAAAAUGUUUUAUUUGUACCUUCAGAGAUUUGAGCAUAAAAGCCAUUGUCAUGACUCAAUAUUAUUUUCACACUGUGUUGUCACGCUGUGAUCACUUAUUGACUUUUUGUAGUCAUUAGAUUCAACCAAACGCCAACACUAGUGCUAUUAUCGUGGGAUUUUUACUGACGCAGGCAUAGGAAAAAAAUAUAUGAAU
This is a messenger RNA of Lingula anatina, 2534 nucleotides long. RefSeq names its product protein ANKUB1. The record is from RefSeq and is a predicted model, not a curated record. NCBI's taxonomy places the organism in Eukaryota, Metazoa, Brachiopoda, Lingulata, Lingulida, Lingulidae. Gene Ontology annotation, molecular function: protein binding.